Echinops telfairi (small Madagascar hedgehog) is the source of this 1016-nucleotide messenger RNA. It is a transcript of the gene SOWAHD, whose product is annotated as sosondowah ankyrin repeat domain family member D. The coding region runs from base 1 to 966 and encodes 321 amino acids. Gene Ontology annotation, molecular function: protein binding. The transcript has a single exon. NCBI's taxonomy places the organism in Eukaryota, Metazoa, Chordata, Mammalia, Afrosoricida, Tenrecidae. The record is from RefSeq and is a predicted model, not a curated record.
AUGGCGCAGCCCCGGGGGCCCGCGGGCCGGCCGCCUCGGGCCUCGUCAGACGUGCCGAUGAGGCUGCGGACUGCCCCGCCACUGCGUUCCUCCAGUGCGGACGCCGGGGUCCUGGACAGGUACCGGGGCACCUACGCCAAGGGCGCCAACGUCCGGGAAUCCUUCCCCAGCGCGGGGAUGCUCCCGGCCGUCGGCUCUGCGCGCCGCCGGGGGGCGCUGCGCGAGCUGCUGGGACAGCAGGGGGCGACUCUCGCCCAGGGGCCGUCGGAGGAGAGUGCCCAGGAGCCGCCGGCGCCGCCGCCGCCGGCACCGCCGGCGCUUGGUGGGUCGCAAGGCAGCGGGCUGUGCAUGGAGCCCCGCGAACACGCGUGGAUGCUGGCGGCAGCCGAGGGCCGCUUUGAGGUGCUGCGGGAGCUCCUGGAGGCCGAGCCGGGGCUGCUGCUCCGGAGCGACCCGAUCACGGGCUACACGGUGCUGCACUGGCUGGCCAAGCACGGGCGCCACGAGGAGCUCAUCCUGGUGCACGACUUCGCCAAGCGCCACGGGCUGCGGCUCGACAUGAGCGUGCCGGGCAGCGGCGGCCUCACGCCCCUCCACCUGGCCACCCAGCAGGGCCACGACAUGGUCAUCAAGGUGCUCGUGGGCGCCCUGGGCGCCGACCCCACGCGCCGGGACCACAGCGGCCAUCGGGCCUGCCACUACCUGCGGCCCAACGCGCCCCGGCAUCUGCGCGAGCUGGCGGGGGCUGAGGAAUGGGAGGUGGUCGAUGGCCAGCAGUGUGGCAACAGCAACAACAACAGCAGCGGCACGUGGCUUCUGCGUCGGAGCGCGAGCAAUUUGGGCUCGAAGGCCGGGAAUUCCACGAAGAAAGCGGCGGCGGCCAAAGAGAAGGACUCCGGGAGCACCCGAGUGGCACAAAUCCAUGGCCUGCUGCGCCAAGCGUUUCCCUUCUUCCAGGACCGUUGAGGCGGUGGAGCCUGGAGAGCGCCGAGCGCCACUGCUGCUGUGCGGAAGCU